Molecule: messenger RNA, 2580 nt
Organism: Epinephelus lanceolatus (giant grouper)
Lineage: Eukaryota; Metazoa; Chordata; Actinopteri; Perciformes; Serranidae
Source: RefSeq, a predicted model, not a curated record
CAGCCAUCAUCAUGACAGCAGGAUCGGUUUCGGCUCCACUCAUCAUUCCCAUCAUCCCCCUGCAGACACACAGAGCAAAGAACCACAUGGACACCAACACACCUGUCUCCAUCCAGUCAGACACUCCUGAUGUUCUGAUCUUCUACACUCUGGAUGGGUCGAAGCCGGCGGCAGUGCAGCGGGGGUCAGCUGGCAGCAGCAGGAAGUACACUGGGCCCAUCCUGCUGCCUGCAGGUCGAGUCGCCGUCAGAGCUGUAGCUGUUACCAGUGACGGCAGGGAGAGCUCCGUGGUGACGAAGGUUUUCUCCGUUGAACUCGUGGAUGCAAACAACAGGAAGGAGAGCGAGGAGAACUUCCUGCGGGGCGACCAGCAGCGUCCGUCUGAAGGAACCUCAUGUUCUGCUGAGAACUCUGCAGGUUCCUCACUGAGGCCUCCAGAGCCGAGGAUGAUGGGAAACGCCUCUCCUCAAUCAGGUCCUCGUUUCCUGAACAGUCGAUUGGGCUCUCCAACAAACAAACAACAACAAACUGGAUCCUCUAAAUGUUCCCAGUCAGCGAGUUCAGGUGUGUUGAAGCAGCUGAGCAGCACGCAGACGUCCCGAAUCCUCCGAGAGACUGACUUCCUGCGGUGUGCUCAGUGUCUGAGUUUCCGUCCUUCAGAUCCUUUUGCUCGGUUCUGUGCUCAGUGUGGAGCUGCAGUUCCUCCGUUACCUGAGCAGAGACUGCCCCCUGCUGAGAAAGGACAGACGGUCUGCUGUGUGUUCUGUAACACUCUGGUUCCUGUGAACACUCAGACCUGUUUAAUCUGCGACGCCUCCAUCCAUCAACAGCUCCGCCCACAGUCCAGCCUCACACUGCAGGAGCAUGUGGUGUGUGUUUGCUGUGGCAGCGGGAAUCCACCUCACGUCUCCAACUGUUUGACCUGCGAGAGCCGCCUGCAGCUGGCAGUGUGUGUUGGGAACAGCGCCCCCUCUGUCCACUCAGCAGGCAGCAGGAAGUUGACCUGCUCCAGAUGUAAACGUUUGAAUCACAGUGACGCCAGAUACUGCGACUGGUGCGGCUCAAAGCCCGGUCAUGCUGCCAGCUGUGUUGUUUGUUGGCGAUGUGGAGCAAGCGGACACCCAUACGCCUUCUAUUGUACAGCCUGCAGCGCAUUCCUGGAAGCCCCGCCCCCACCUACAUCCUGCAGUGACAUCACACGACCUGUUGAGGGCGUCACCACCAACCAGGUUUCAGCUCCAACAUCCCAUAAUGCCACCUGGCAGGCCACGCCCUCAUUAGUUCCUGCCCCGGGCAGAAAGUUAGCCACACCCACUUCUGAGCAGUACACACAGACUGUUGGGCUCUAUUACCCAUCAGCCACUGAGAUGGAGAGGAAGGAGCAACAGAGGGCGCAACAACUCAGCCGGCAGCAGGCGACCAGAGACCGCCAACCGCUGCUGACCGCCAUCAGCCCAGGCAGAGGUUACUGGAGGAAGCAGUUGGAUCAUGUGUGCGCUCACCUGAGGAGCUACGCUCAGAACAACGCACCCUUCAGGGCUCUGCUGGGAGAACCUCGUCUGGGCCGGAUGGUUUCUGCUGUGAUUCAAGAAGAUCAUUAUGAAGUCAACAUAACCGUCAGCUUUGUGUCGGCGGGACGGGAAGAACAACAUCAGGUGAGUCCGGCAGGUGACAGCGUUGGAACUGCAGGUCGGACUGAGACUCUGAGCAGCGUUACAGAGCGAUCUGCCGACAGCAGCGGUCUCAGAAGUGAUCCGUCUCCAGGUGUGACGAAGCCUCCCAGACUGAACCUGACACCGAAACCUCCGGUGAAGGACGUGCAGCUGCUGAAGGAGCUUAGUCCGGGUCAGGGUCAAGUCAGCGUCAUCCAGCAGCUCCUGGAUCAGGGGGCGGAUCCCUCCUGUUGCAGCAGUGAUGGCCAACAUGCUCUGGCGGUCGCCGUGCUGAAUGGCCACCAUGACGUCCUUCCUGUUUUAGUGCAGAGAGGAGCCGCCGUCGAUCAGCAGUCUGGACCGAUGAAGAACACAGCUCUGCAUGAGGCUGCGGCUCUGGGCUCUGAAGGUCUGCAGUGUGCUCAGGUCCUGCUCAGUUGUAAGGCCACUGUGAGGCGGAGGAACGCCAGGGGUCAGACGGCGUACGACGUGGCGGUGGACUCGGGCUGUAACGACAUGGUGUCUCUGUUGGCUGCUCGGACCGGACUGGACUUACUGGGUAAACUGGGAAAACCCAAACUGAACCUGGAUGUUUUCUGACAGUGAGAACGAAACCAACAAUCUGCUGGUUUGAUGUGGAGCAUCCAGAUGUUGGGAAAACUGGAUCCAUAUGUAAAACAUGUUUACUCUUAAAACAACAUCAAGUAAUGAAGUAUUUUUAGACCUGUGGUACAGACAGUACUCAAAUUAGUACUCUUACUGCUUUGUGGUGGGAUGUGUUGGUUCACUGGACGUGUUUUGUUUCAGGUACUUUUUCAUGAACACUGUUCACCAACUUAAGUCUCUCUUUGGUGCUUUGAAUUAUUUUCUGUUAAAAAAAUGAACUUCAAAUAAAACCACAAGUGGUGAAUUUGAGGUCCAAGCUGUC